This is a messenger RNA of Synchiropus splendidus (mandarinfish), 2250 nucleotides long. It is a transcript of the gene coro1cb, whose product is annotated as coronin, actin binding protein, 1Cb. The transcript has 11 exons. NCBI's taxonomy places the organism in Eukaryota, Metazoa, Chordata, Actinopteri, Syngnathiformes, Callionymidae. The coding region runs from base 320 to 1750 and encodes 476 amino acids. Gene Ontology annotation, biological process: cell migration; actin filament organization. Gene Ontology annotation, molecular function: actin filament binding. The record is from RefSeq and is a predicted model, not a curated record.
GUGUGCAGUCGACUGUUAUUCCCUAUUGUUGUUUUCGGGAUUAUACUUGUGUGUGGGAGCUAUACGUUGUUUAAGAGAAGGACUUCCGCGCACAUCCUUCGCUGUAUAACGGACCAGCCCCGGUCCAGCUGCUGGGCAGGGCAGCGAACACCGGCUAUGUUCAAUCACCACCUCACUAUGGAGUGCUAUACAUUCAUGAUUCCCCGUCCGAAUUGGAAUUUAUCUGGCUUUUUGACGUCAUAUCGGCAUCUAAGUCUCGGAAACAAUAGGGCAGUCAAUGUCCUAGAUACACCCAUUUUCUGUUGGACGAGUCGGCUACAUGGAUAUGUUGCGACGAGUUGUGCGACAGAGCAAGUUCCGUCACGUCUUUGGUCAGGCUGUGAGAAACGACCAGUGCUACGAUGACAUCCGUGUUUCUAGGGUCACUUGGGAUAGUUCGUUUUGUGCUGUCAAUCCCAAAUUUGUUGCCAUCAUUAUUGACGCGAGUGGAGGGGGGGCCUUUCUCGUUCUUCCUCUGACAAAGACUGGACGUAUUGACAAGGUCUACCCCACAGUAUGUGGUCACACAGGCCCAGUGUUGGACAUCGACUGGUGUCCUCAUAAUGACCUUGUUAUUGCCAGCGGCUCUGAGGACUGCACCGUUAUGGUUUGGCAGAUACCAGAGAACGGUCUGGAGAAUCCGCUCUCAGAGCCAGCUGUCGUGCUUGAGGGUCACUCUAAGAGGGUGGGCAUUGUGUCCUGGCACCCCACUGCCCGCAACGUUCUCCUCAGUGCAGGGUGCGACAACCAGAUCAUCAUCUGGAAUGUGGGCACAGGCGAGGCCAUGAUCAACCUGGAGGACAUGCAUCCUGAUGUAAUCUUCAGUGUCAGCUGGAGCCGUAAUGGCAGCCUGCUCUGCACCGCCUGCAAGGACAAGAAGGUCCGAGUCAUUGACCCACGGAAAAAGAAAAUUGUUGCUGAGAAGGACAAAGCCCAUGAGGGAGCUCGGCCAAUGAGAGCGAUCUUUUUAGCGGACGGAAACAUUUUCACCACUGGAUUCAGCCGCAUGAGCGAGCGUCAGCUGGCUCUCUGGAAAACUGACAACAUGGAUGAGCCCAUUUGUGUUCAAGAGAUGGACACCAGUAACGGAGUUCUGCUGCCUUUCUACGACCCAGACACCAGCGUGGUCUACCUGUGUGGAAAGGGCGACAGCAGCAUCCGCUACUUUGAGAUCACAGACGAGGCUCCGUACGUUCACUACCUCAGCACCUUCUCCACCAAGGAGCCGCAGAGGGGGAUGGGCUACAUGCCUAAACGAGGCCUGGACGUCAACAAAUGUGAAAUUGCAAGGUUUUACAAAUUACACGAGCGAAAGUGUGAGCCGAUCAUCAUGACAGUGCCACGCAAGUCUGACCUCUUCCAGGACGACCUGUAUCCUGACACGGCCGGCCCUGACCCGGCCCUGGAGGCCGAGGAAUGGUUUGCAGGGAAGAACGGCGGCCCCAUCCUCAUCUCCCUCAAGGACGGUUACGUCUCCACCAAGAGCCGAGACCUUAAAGUCGUCAAGAAGAACGUCCUUGAGAGCAAACCAGUCGUAAAAGCAGAGAAUGUGCCACACGUCCCAAAACACGCCCCUCCUCAGCCUGCAGUUAAAAUUGAAGACAAACUGGAGGAGGUUCUCCGUGAGUUCAAGUCCCUGCGGGACCGGGUCAUCCUGCAGGACCGCCGGAUCGCCAGACUGGAGGAGCAGGUCGCCAAAGUUGCCAUGUAACAGAAUUGAACGGGAUUUUUCAAGAUUUGGGUUUCUCACAAGGAGACCUAGACCACAUUCCAAGACAAACUCUUCCUCCGCAGCCCCCCAGUUUCUCCCCAAAACACUGAUAAACGGCAGAAACUCUUGUAUCAAAGACAGACUUUUUUUUUUUUUGUUAAAGGAAAAGUCUUAUGUUUUGUUUUGUUUUUUUAUUGUUGUCAAACACGUGGCAUUUGGUUCUCACUGCUCAAACUUGUAGCAUCAUUUCAAUUUUUACUUCUUGUGUUGCCAAAUAUGGAUGGUGGGGGGGGGGAUUUUGACUGCACCACUUUCCCUCCUGUCAAACAUUCCGACCUGCUCCAUCAGACUUCUGGAUUUCUUCUCAACAUCUCUCAGUCUUUUCGCUCUGUGACAGCCAUCGCCAUCGUCUGGUUUAUGAAUGUGAAAUGUUCCUGUUCUUUUUGGGCUUGAAAGUUGACUCUUGUUCGCGGGGGGAUCUGGGGAGGGAGGGGCAGUUC